This is a messenger RNA of Carlito syrichta (Philippine tarsier), 1822 nucleotides long. It is a transcript of the gene MRPS10, whose product is annotated as mitochondrial ribosomal protein S10. Gene Ontology annotation, cellular component: mitochondrion; mitochondrial small ribosomal subunit. The record is from RefSeq and is a predicted model, not a curated record. Lineage: Eukaryota; Metazoa; Chordata; Mammalia; Primates; Tarsiidae. Bases 53 to 661 code for a protein of 202 amino acids. The transcript is spliced from 7 exons.
UCUGAGACCGCCGCGUGACCCCGGAAGCAAUCUGUGGGUUCGGGACGGCAAGAUGGCGGUGCGGACCGCGUUCGGGGCUGUAUACCGGCGCCUCUGGCAGGGCUUGGGAAAUUUUUCUGCAAACUGUUCUAAGAGCUGUACAGCCAAAAAUGGUGGCUUUCUUCUCAGUACCAAUAUGAAGUGGGUUCAGUUUUCAAACCUGCAUAUUGAUGUUCCUAAGGAUUUGACCAAACCUAUGAUAACCGUUUCUGAUGAACCAGACACAUUAUAUAAGCGCCUGUCAAUUUUAGUAAAAGGCCAUGAUAAGGCUGUAUUGGACAGUUAUGAAUAUUUUGCCAUGCUUGCUGCUAAAGAACUUGGUAUCUCUAUUAAAGUACAUGAACCUCCAAGGAAAAUAGAGCGAUUUACUCUUCUCAAGUCAGUGCAUAUUUUCAAGAAGCACAGAGUUCAGUAUGAAAUGAGAACACUGUAUAGAUGUUUAGAGCUAGAACAUCUAACUGGGAGUACAGCAGAUGUUUACUUGGAAUACAUCCAGCGAAACUUACCUGAAGGGGUUGCCAUGGAAGUAACAAAGACACGAUUGGAACAGUUACCAGAAUACAUCAAGGAGCCAAUCUGGGAAACAGUUUCAAAUGAGGAAAAACAAGAAAGCAAGUCAUGACACUUCGGGGAAACCACUUGUGCCUGAAUUUUAAAUGAGGGUGGGAGGGAUGUGUGUGUGUUAGUGGAAGGAAAGUGCUUCCAACUGAGAUGAUGGGAGUCCCCCUGCCUGUUGUGAAGUCCUCAUGCCCUAAUCAGCUGAGAACAGGCAGUGGAACUUGAAUGACAGGCUAGACUGUGGGGAAAGCAUCAUCUCUCUGUCCUUUAAUAUGUGGCGUUGUUUUCUGAUUUUAACAAACACAAGCAAACCAUUUUGACUUCUAUGAACCAAAAGAGCCAAAUGUAUAUUUUGUUAUGCUGCUGUUGUUCAGUUAUUAGUUUAUACCGGUUUUAAUAUAUAUCAUCAGUCCCUUCAUCUGAAAAUAAGUGUUUGAAGUAUUCCUCACAAACAUUUUUUUUCUUUCGAGUUUUCUAGAAGAACCCUUUGGCUAAUUCAACAUUGAGCAGCUAACGUUUUUGAUACUUACCUUGGUGUAGGCUGGCAUGUGCUAAUUUAGGGGUGAUAACCAACAAAUUUUUCCUCAUUUAAACAUUACAUUUUGGAAAGUGAAUAUACUUUGCUGCAGAUCAAGCACAUAUGUGACAUUCGUUGAACUCUCUUCUGGUAGCCCAAACCCUCACAGAGCUGGCCAGGUCACUGUAAUGGGAUUUAUGCUCUAAGAAACUCCUACUGUAUUAUCUUAUUCUGUGAUCCAUCUAUUCAGUAAGCUUUUAUUCCAUAAGUUUUGCACCCAGCGCUGUAGUCAGUACCAGCAAUUGAAUAGAAAUAAUGGCUUUGGAAGAUUGUACAAAGCACAGAAAAAUAUUUUUCUUUAUUAAGUUCCUCACUGAUAAGAAGUCCUCUUUUGUAAAUGUCACUCUCCGUGUGUGGAGAUGUCUACUUCUCCAUGAAAUCAAAUAGCAGUUAAAGCCCUGAAGCCUCUGGUAGAGCAGCCCCAGGGGAAUGCCUCAGUUUCUUUUCACUGCAGAGUCAGUCUUUGAGGCCUCCUUCACAUCUCUGGAGUUGUUAUGGCUUCUGGGUAUUUCCCCUUACACUGGAUUGCCUGCUCUCUUUUCCCGGUCUGCUAUCAGGUAUCAGCCUGUUGAAUACAUACUACUUAUGUAUCAGACUUACAUUACUGUCAUUACCAUGAAAAGAAUUGCAGCCUUGUGCCCAUGGCCU